Molecule: messenger RNA, 3734 nt
Organism: Panicum virgatum (switchgrass)
Lineage: Eukaryota; Viridiplantae; Streptophyta; Magnoliopsida; Poales; Poaceae
Product: disease resistance protein RPM1-like
Exons: 2
Coding region: 231-3332 (1033 amino acids)
Biological process (GO): defense response to other organism
Molecular function (GO): ADP binding
Source: RefSeq, a predicted model, not a curated record
AAUGUCACUCUUGGAAUUUUUUUUUCUGCAAGGAAAAUGUUUUGAUCCUUGUAUCUCUCGCCCUCUCGUCAGCUUUCCUCUUCCAACUUUCCAAGCUGUGGUGCAGUUCGCAGCACAGAGCCUCGUUGCACCUGGCCGGAGUCACUGACCCGGGACCGGAAGGGACGCAGCCACAACCAGUCCACCACCACCAUUGCAGGAGCUCUCGGUUCACCGCGACACCGUCAGAGAUGGCAGAAGCAGCACUUCUCGCACUGUCAAAGAUUGGGUUCUAUUUAGCAGGAGAAGCAGCCACUUUCAUUGCAACCAAGUUUUCUGAUUUGAUUGAGCUACCAAACACCGUGCAGCGUAUUCGGAGGGAACUUCUGAUGAUGAACAUCUUUAUACGGAAGACAGGUGCAUCAUAUCUCAGUGACGAGCUCCUCAAGGCUUGGAUCACAGAAGUGAGAAUGCUGGCCUACCGUGUUGAGGACAUAAUGGACAACUUUUCAUAUCAUUCUCUUCAAUUCAAGCAAGACCCAAAAGGGAAAAAGUUGGCCAACGGAUUAAGCUAUGGUUUUGUGUUUAGUGGAAUUGCUGGUGAUCUAGCUCAGAUUGAAAAGGAAAUUGAGCAUGUCUCAAAGUUGAAGAAUAUGUGGGUGAAUUCAGUCCACGAGCUUCUCCCCUCUCAAGUCACCAGUGCUGAGCAGCAAUUCCCUCGAUACAGUUCGCCCCAACUUAUAAAGGAUGAAAACCUGGUGGGGUUCAAGGAGGACAGAGAGCUGUUACAGAAAUUGUUGACUCCCAAUGCACCUGUCCACGUGGCUAAUAUACCAGCUCUCAAGGUGGUAUCUUUGUUGGGUAUGGGUGGGAUGGGAAAGACCACACUGCUCACUAGUGUGUAUGAACAGCUGAAAGAUCUCUUUGACAACCAUGCUUGGCUCACUAUCUCACAGACAUACAGAGGUGUGGAUGCUCUGCUGAAGGAGCUGCUAAACAAUGUCAGUGCCUCUGAGCAUACAGUAACAGCUGAUGCUAACAAUGUCGAUCAGAAGGGAGUGACUGUGCCAGUUGAUAUUGAGAUAGGAGACAAGAAGAGGCUGAAACUAGAUGACAUCAACAAGAUGGACGCUUUAGAAUUGAAGAGAAAUUUAAAGAUGGUACUGAAACAUAAGAAAUAUAUUGUUGUAUUGGAUGAUGUUUGGGAUCGUCGAGUUUACGAUGGAAUAAGCGAUGUGUUCGAGGAUUCUGGGAAGGAAAGUCGUAUUGUCAUCACAACAAGGAAACAUGAUGUGGCUGCUCUUGCCACACCAGGUUAUCUGCUCAAGCUAAAUCCAUUAGACAUCAAGGAUGCACUCCAGCUCUUCUGUACGAAGGCUUUCCCUAACAAAAACCACUUUGAUUGGACAUCAGAGCUUCUUGAGCAUGCUAAUGACAUUAUAAAGAGGUCUGAGGGUCUUCCAUUAGAAAAGUGUCCACAUGAGCUUCAAGAGCUGGCUACUCACAUUGUAACAAGAUGUGAGGGCUCCACACUGGUAAUGUGUCCAUCUGAACUUCAGGAGCUUGCUACUGAUACUGUAAAGAAAAUUAAGAGCUUGUCACUGUCAAUGUACCCAUCGGAGCUUCAGGAUCUAGCUACUGUAAUUGUAAAACGAUGUGAGGAUUUACCUCUGGUGAAGUGUCCAUCAGAGCUUCAGGAGAUUGCUACUGAUAUUGUAAAGAAAUGUAGGGGUUUGCCGCUGGCUAUUGUAUCAGUAGGCAGUUUGUUGUCUUCAAGGAAGCAAAUAGAGCCAGUUUGGAGACAGAUGUACAAUGAGCUUCCUUGUGAACUGGAAAAGGAUGAUCAGGUUCGAGGAAUUCUGAAUCUUAGCUACUAUGACUUGCCUAGUGACCUCCGAAACUGCUUCUUGUACUGCAGCUUGUUUCCCGAAGAUUACCAUUUUUCAAAGGAGGACCUUGUGCGACUUUGGGUUGCUGAAGGAUUUGUAGAAAGGAAAGGGGACAGCACUCCUGAGGAGGUAGCAGAGGGCUAUCUCACAGAGCUGAUCCAUCGAAAUAUGCUGCAACUAGUGGAAAAUGAUGAGCUUGGAAGGGUGAAUACGUGCAAAAUGCAUGACAUUUUAAGGGAAUUAGCCCUUUCAAUCUCUAAAGCGGAAAUGUUUGGCACAGUGAAUGAUUUUGGUGCAAUGGUGCAGAUGGACACAGGUGUUCGUCGCAUAUCUUCAUAUGGAUGGAAGAAGAUGAAAAAGAAUAAAUCCAAUAUGAAAUUUCCACACCUCCGAACCCUGAUGGCAAGUGAUACCAUUGUAGACUAUGUACCAUCAAUACUAUCUGAAUCCAAGUACCUUACUGUCCUUGAACUCCAGAACUCCGAUUUCCAGGAACUGCCUGCAUCUAUAGGGAACCUGUUUAACCUGAAAUACAUUGGCCUAAGAAAUACAAGAAUAACAUCACUGCCGAACUCCAUUAAGAAUCUCUCCAAUCUUCAAACUCUUGAUGUCAAAUCAACAAGUAUAAAAGCUCUGCCACCUGGGAUAGCGAAUCUCACUAAGCUAAGGCACCUUAUUGCUGACAAACUUGCUGAUGAGAACCAGUCAGAAUUUCGGUACUUUGUCGGAGUGGAAGCUCCUGAAGGGCUUUCUAACCUUGAAGAUUUGCAGACUCUUCAGACUGUGCAAGCAAGCAAGGACCUGACAAAGCAACUUGAUAAGCUUUUGCAACUAAGAAGCCUAUGGAUAGAUAACAUCACUGCCUCCCAUUGUGGUGAGCUUUUUGCUACCUUGUCGACUAUGCCACUUCUUUCCAGUUUGCUUCUAUCCGCGGGUGAUGAGAAUGAGACACUUUCCUUGAAAGAUUUCAAUCCGAUAUGCACGAAGCUCCACAAGCUAAUUGUAAGAGGAUGUUGGGCUCUAGGGACAAAACAUUGCCUGAUACUUCAGAACCAUGGCAAAUAUCUCAAGUAUCUGGCCCUAAGCAGGUGCCAUUUUGUAGAAGAUCCACUGGUGGUUCUUGCAUCUUGUGUGCCGAACCUCACAUACCUGAGACUUAACAAUAUACAUAGUCCACAUACAACAUUGGUACUUUCAGCAGGAUCCUUCCCACACCUGAACACGCUAGUUUUAAUGGACAUGAAUGAUGUCAGCCUUCUGACAAUUACAGAUGGCGCACUUCCUGGCAUAGAAUGUCUAUAUAUCACAUCAUUGCCACAAUUGCAGACAGUUCCUCAAGGCCUCAGAUCCCUUGGCUCCUUGAAAAAACUCUGGCUGCUGGGUCUCCACAGGAACUUCAAGGCUCAAUGGGACAUCGAUGGAAUGCAGAAGUAUCUACAGCAUGUUCCGGAGAUACGGGUCUAGUAACAGAAGCUUUCUUUGUGUUUGUCAAAUGUUCUUUCUGUUUCAGUGGUAAAAGCAGGCCUGGAUGCAAUUGUGUACAUUACAAAAUCUGUCAAGUUUGGAGUUAAACAUUAGGGAUAGCUGCAUUUUUCAAUCCGGUUCAUUUGUCAGAUGUCAUUUCUUAAAUGGUAAUUCCUGAAACAUGGUUUUCUAUUGGUGCUUUUAGGAUGCAAUCUAGAUUUACCAGUAUGGCUGUUCCUUUUUCUAGUUAUCUUAGGCAUCAGUUCAUUUAAGAACAUUGCCUCACUGGAUUUGUAUGUUAUCACUACUGUGUACUGUGUCAGCUAAGAUUUUCUUGCUUUACAAAUUUGUAUACUUCGUCCAUACCCAAGUUGUCUUGAAAUCUGUAUGCUAUCUUUAUUA